Pararge aegeria (speckled wood butterfly) is the source of this 1649-nucleotide messenger RNA. RefSeq names its product ribonuclease Oy (gene RNaseX25). The transcript has 3 exons. The record is from RefSeq and is a predicted model, not a curated record. Gene Ontology annotation, cellular component: extracellular region. Lineage: Eukaryota; Metazoa; Arthropoda; Insecta; Lepidoptera; Nymphalidae. Gene Ontology annotation, molecular function: RNA binding; ribonuclease T2 activity. Bases 188 to 1033 code for a protein of 281 amino acids. Gene Ontology annotation, biological process: RNA catabolic process.
AAUGUUGUGACGUGUGUCGAACACAAAUGUCAAAAAUAAAAUAUAAAAAAGUUAAAUCAUAAUAAUUUUAUUCGGUAUUUCGCCUUUCAAUUUAAAUCCUUUGUUUUUGUUGAAUAAAAAGUGGUUUGCAACAUGCACGGUGUUUAAAAUUACAGUUUUCUUAUUGAUAACUAAAAUCCUUGUAAAAAUGGGGACGAUUUUCCUGGUUCCUUUAUCACUCAUAUUUUGCCUUACCUGUUUAAGCUUUGCACAUCCGUCGGAAAUUGCAGAUGUGUUUGGUUUUAAAGUACUGAGGAGAGUUUCGGCUGGACAUGACUUUGAUUUACUUAUAUUCACGCAGCAAUGGCCCGCCACUGCAUGCAAAGAAUGGAAGAAACGAGACCAUUCCCAUACAUGCUCUAUGCCUCCCAAAGCAGACAGUUGGAGUAUACACGGCAUCUGGCCGACCAAAUUCGGUCAAAUGGGCCCUGCUUUCUGCAAUCGGACCUGGCUUUUUGACCCAGAACAAAUAAAACCCAUAGAGGACAAACUUGAGAGUGUUUGGGUUAACAUUUUUGGAGGCACUUCACUCUACGCUCUUUGGUCUCAUGAAUGGACCAAACAUGGAACUUGCGCAGCCAUCUUAGAUAAAUUUAAUUCAGAGUAUAAAUACUUUUCCAUGGGAAUCAAAUGGCUUAGUCAGUACUCUAUGUCUGAUAUUCUACAAGCAAAAAACAUUGUGCCUUCUAACACCCAGAAAUACUCUUUAGUAGACAUUAAUAAUGCUAUUAAAGAAAAACUAGGCGUGGACCCAGUAAUAGAAUGUAAGAAAGAAGACGAUGAAAACUUUAUAUCCGAAAUAAGGAUUUGCUUCACUAAAGAUUUGGAACCCACUGAUUGCGACGGAGUAGUAUGGAGUUUAAAUUUUUAUGGUCAAACUAUUCUGUCUAACUGUGAUAAAUCAAAGGAUAUUACGUACCCCCAUUAUAUAAGUAAUAGUUUGAUCACACAGUUACACCGUCUUAUUUAUUGGUUGCAGUGGUUUACUUUAUAGUUAUUUAUUUCAGUUUUUUUUUGGCAUCAUAAAUGAAUUAUUUUUAAGUAGCUAAAUAUUUCAUGAAAUCAAACUUCUUUUAGCUUAUUUUUUUUUUUAUACAAAUGCAUUAUCUUAUAAUAAGUUUUUUACAAAUAGACCAACUCUUGACUGCAAUCAAAUCAAUCUUCUUAUGGUAAGUGACAUACUUGGGUAAAAUAUAAUGAUAGUUUAAAUCGGUCGAACAACAGUUUUGCAUUUUAAUGAACCUGCAUACCUUUAUACAACCAUGCAGGUUGAAUAAUUAAUUAAACUCCUCAAACAAAUAAAAAACAGUUAAAAUAAUCUGGUACUUACAUUAUAAUAGUCUUGAAUUUUUAACUAACCGUAAGUUUCAAUUAUUAUUGUUGAUAUAAUUCAUCUUUGAAAAUUAGCAACCUUUGCUUAGCAAAGUGUUGGUUUUUUUUUUUUUUUAAAUCAAGCAUCAUGAGCAUAAUAUUUUAUAAUAAUUUGAUAUAUUUAUUAGUAAUGGUUUGAUCACACAGUUACACAGUCUUAUUUUUUGGUUGCUGUGAUUUACUUCAGAGUUGUUUGUUUCAGUCGUUUUUUGGCAUCAUAAAUGAUUUUUUUUUUUAUA